This is a messenger RNA of Pseudovirgaria hyperparasitica, 1152 nucleotides long. Its product is annotated as methyltransferase. The record is from RefSeq and is a predicted model, not a curated record. Gene Ontology annotation, cellular component: nucleolus. Bases 130 to 969 code for a protein of 279 amino acids. The transcript is spliced from 2 exons. Gene Ontology annotation, molecular function: rRNA (guanine) methyltransferase activity. Gene Ontology annotation, biological process: rRNA (guanine-N7)-methylation. Lineage: Eukaryota; Fungi; Ascomycota; Dothideomycetes; Acrospermales; Acrospermaceae.
CGAUCGCGACCGCAAACACCACAUCCUUCUCUCCACCACCUUGCGCGCUCUCUACACGACACGACAACCAGAAUACACUCAAUCGCAUAUACCCACACCUAGCAGUCAACACCUCCCAACACUUCCACCAUGUCGCGCCCCGAGGACAUACUACCCCCAGACCUCUUCUACAACGACACCGAAUCCGCCAAAUACACCACCUCCUCGCGCAUCCAGCACAUCCAAGCCAGCAUGACGCACCGCGCCCUCGACCUCCUCGACCUGCGCCACCCCUCCCUCAUCCUCGACAUCGGCUGCGGCUCCGGCCUAUCCGGCAGCAUCCUCUCCGCCGAAGCCCCGCCGCACACCUGGAUCGGGCUCGACAUCUCGGCGUCGAUGCUAGCAGUCGCGCUGGAGCGCGACGUCGAGGGCGACCUCUUCCUCGCGGACGCCGGGCAGGGCGUGCCGUUCCGGCCGGGCACGUUCGAUGCCGCGAUCAGUAUUAGUGCGCUGCAGUGGCUGUGUAAUGUGGAGAGUAGUGAGGAGAGUGCGGGGGGUCGGUUGAAGCGGUUUUUCGAUGGGUUGUAUGCGAGUUUGCGGCGUGGGGGCAGGGCGGUGUGUCAGUUUUAUCCGAAGAAUGAGGUGCAGAGGGGUAUGGUUAGUCAGGCGGCUAUUAGGGCUGGGUUUGGGGCUGGGCUGCUGAUUGAUGAUGAGGGGACGAAGGGUGCGAAGACGUAUCUGGUGUUGACGGUUGGGGGCGGGGAUUUGAAUGGUGGGGAUAUUACGGGUGUGGUUAGUGGGAUGGAAGGUGUGGAUGUGGAUGAUUCGCGGCGGAGAGCACAAGGGAGAGACCGUUCGAAACGGGGAGUCGUGGAGAAGAAGGGGAGCAAGGGGUGGAUCAUGAGGAAAAAGGAGCAGAUGGAGGCCAAGGGCAAGGUAGUGAAGCCGAACUCGAAAUACACCGGCCGGAAAAGGAAUAUUGCUUUCUGAGGUGGGCUUUCCAGCAUCAUGGGAUCAGGUCACAUUGCAUUAUGAGCAUGGCGUCUGGAGUUUGGGAAAGAUCCAAAGGUCUAAAUGCAUCACGCUAUGUACGGCGCUAUGUACGGCCUAGAAAUACAUCAGUCACAUCGAUCAUCGCUUCCUUCCGUCGUGAACCUAAAACAAAGGGGACCA